AUGGCGGCCAGCGAGGUUGAUGUCUUCGCGAAUGAAGAAAAGCGAACUCUGGAGCUCAGUGGCCAUGUGGGGUUUGACAGCCUUCCAGAUCAGCUGGUCAGCAAAGCGGCUGCACAGGGAUUCUGCUUCAACAUCCUCUGUGUGGGCGAGACCGGGAUUGGCAAGUCCACACUGAUGAACACUCUUUUCAAUACAACAUUUGAAAAUGAGGAGGCCAGCCACUAUGAGCAAAAGGUGCAGCUGCGCCAGCACGGGUACGAACUGCGGGAGAGCAACGUCAACCUCAAGCUGAGUGUUGUGCACACUGUAGGGUUUGGAGACCAGAUCAACAAAGAACUAAGCUACAAACCCAUUCUUGAGUAUAUUGAUGCCCAGUUUGAGAAAUAUCUUGAAGAGGAGCUAAAAAUAAAACGCUCCCUGUUUAACUACCAUGACACGAGGGUCCACGUCUGCCUGUAUUUCAUCACUCCCAACGGACAUUCCCUGAAGUCCCUCGAUCUCGUCACGAUGAAGAAACUGGACAGCAAGGUGAACAUCAUCCCUGUGAUUGCGAAGGCAGACACUGUGUCCAAGAGCGAACUAGAAAAAUUAAAGAUUAAGAUUAUGAGCGAGCUGGUCAGCAAUGGGGUCCAGAUAUAUCAGUUUCCCACAGAAGAUGAGGCUGUUGCAGAGAUCAACUCCUCCAUGAAUACUCUGCUUCCGUUUGCUGUGGUUGGAAGCGUAGACAAUGUUAAAGUAGGAAAUAAGAUGGUGAAAGGAAGGCUGUACCCCUGGGGAUCUGUGGAGGUGGAGAAUGAAAAGCAUUGUGAUUUUGUGAAGCUGAGGGAGAUGCUGCUGCGUGUGAACAUGGAGGAUCUCCGGGAGCAAACGCACGCUCGUCACUAUGAGCUGUACCGUCGCUGCAAGCUGGAAGAGAUGGGCUUCAAGGACACAGGCACUGACAGCCAGUCGUUCAGCCUUCAGGAGACAUACGAAGCCAAGAGGAAGGAGUUUCUUGUGGAGCUGCAGCGCAAAGAAGAAGAAAUGAGACAGAUGUUUGUCAACAAAGUGAAGGAGACUGAAGCAGAGCUGAAAGAGAAAGAAAAAGAGCUUCAUGAGAGGUUUGAGCAGCUCAAGCGGAUGCACCAAGAAGAAAAGAGGAAUCUGGAGGAGAAAAGACGAGAGCUGGAGGAGGAGAUGAACGCUUUCAACAGGAGAAAGGUUGCAGCAGAGACACUGAUGGGACAGGCACUCCAAGGUUGCUCACAACAGCCAUUCAAGAAGGACAAGGAUAAGAAGAAUUGAUUUAUGGAUCAAACAUCCGUGGAAACCAGGAAUGUUUGUGCCAUCAGCAUGGGAAAAAGAGACUUGCAUUUAAUGUGAGGACUGGCUAUGCAUGUAUGUGAAAUGGCCAUGAGCCACAGUGUUCUUACGGAUCAGAAAGGUAGCUUUGUUGAGUGUAUUUAAAAUAGUUUCAUAUGCUGACCAUGCUAAAUCCAUAAUAAUAAAUCCACUGUUUUCAUAACAUGAAACUUGUGUUAUUUUAUGUUCUUGACAAGAAUGUUUGUUCAUCUCGAGCUGUAAAUUUAAGUCUCUGGUUCUCAAUGAGACACUAACAGAGCUUAAUCGAAAAUGAAUAUUGAAUAAUAUUUCUAUGUAUAUAUUAAUAAAUUUAUUUACUAGAUGCUUUGUAAUGUAUAUGACUAUACUGAUUGUCUUUUUAAAAGUUUUUCUCAGGUGAGAUCUUUAAAUUCGUUAAGCAGCAGUCUGUGCAGUGUUAUAAAGAACAUGAUUAAAUAUACUGGCAGUGAGUGUGGAAAUGAACACAUUUACAUUUAAAUAAAGGGUGAUGAUGGGAAAAGGAACAGAGCAUCAGUUUAUGUGUCACCUGAAACCAUUUCCAUUUGAAUGCCUCAAUGCUUUGAGACGUCCAUCACAUCAGCCAUUUGCUCGACUCAAAGCAUUUCAUAUUGUAGCCACUGUCUCUGUGCCAUACCCAAACACACGCGAUAUUUUUGACUUAUUAACAAUGUUAACUGUUAAUUUUUUUUUUUUAUGAACAUGUGCAGUGUUGUUGAAUUUUGUUAAGUGACCUUA
This is a messenger RNA of Archocentrus centrarchus (flier cichlid), 2076 nucleotides long. Its product is annotated as septin-8-A-like. The record is from RefSeq and is a predicted model, not a curated record. Lineage: Eukaryota; Metazoa; Chordata; Actinopteri; Cichliformes; Cichlidae. The transcript is spliced from 10 exons. Gene Ontology annotation, molecular function: GTP binding. Bases 1 to 1284 code for a protein of 427 amino acids.